Erigeron canadensis is the source of this 1893-nucleotide messenger RNA. RefSeq lists its product as uncharacterized. The record is from RefSeq and is a predicted model, not a curated record. The transcript has 3 exons. The coding region runs from base 87 to 1679 and encodes 530 amino acids. Lineage: Eukaryota; Viridiplantae; Streptophyta; Magnoliopsida; Asterales; Asteraceae.
UGUUACUUAACUUCUAUGGACAUUUGAUGGCGGACGCAGUUUUCUUCUACUUCUAAGGUUUUAUUCGAAUAAUUUGAAAAAAAAAAAUGGAUGUUGAAACAAAUUUAGUUAAUGAAUUUGAGAGGUUUAGAAAGAGAUGUAUUGAAUUAGAAGAAAAGAACAAAAAAGAUGAAACAAGGUGUUUGAUGUUGGAAAAUGAAGUUGAAAUUUUAAGAAAACGGAACGAGGAACUCGAGCGAAAGAUCGUUAUGAUUCAAAAUGUUGUGAAUGAUGGAGAUUGGGAAUUAGAAGAAAAUGAUAAGUUUGUUCAGUUAAUGAUUGAGAAUAAAGUGUUAGAAUGUGAGAAAAGAAAGGCGGAAACUGAUCUUUGUACUUGUAAGGAGAAGGUUAAGAAGUUGGAGGCGCGGGUUAGUGAGUUGGAAGCGAAUUUGAAUGAGAAAGUUAUGGAGGAGGAUGUUAAUAAUGUGGUGAUGUUGAAGAGGACUAAUGAUGGAUUUCAUGGAAAAGUUAGAAAGAGGUUAUCGUUUGAGGAAGAAACCGAGGGGUGUGGUUCUAAUAAGAAGAUUGCUCCGUCUACUCCUGGUGAGGGUUGGACCCCGUUUUCUGGUGUUAUUGAUAUUAGUGACGAAGAAGAUGUGAAUGAGUUUAAAGGUGGUUUGUUGAGUACUAAAAGUGGUGAAAGAGAAACGGCUGAUAAGAUUGUUGUUGGUGGUAAUGAUGAGAAUAGUAAGACGGACAAAGGACAUAAGGGUAGUUUUGUAGUUGGGUUAUCGAAUACCGGAAGUGCUAAAAGAGAAAGGGGUGUGAAGGUUGUGACGAGUGAUGAUGUGAAUGGUGAGUUGGAUGAUGAAGAUAUGGAUAACUUUGAAGUUCGUUCUUCGAAUACCAAAAGUGGUAAACGAAAAAGGGCUACCAAGAUUGUUACAAGUGAUGAUGAGGAUGAUGGUUAUGAUGACAAUGCUCUUAUUUGCACACUGAUCAAGACACCGCAUAGUUCUAAGUUAAGAGCAGAUUCUGAAGGUGAGGUCAAAGAAGAAUCAAGUAAGAAACGCCUAACAAGGCUAAGAAAUUUGAAAUCCGAAAACAUACAGGAUGCAAGCGGUUUUGAUUUGAAGGAAAAUGUUUGUCUUCAUGGAAAUGUUUCUAGUGAGGAGGAGUCAGAGAGUGAAGGGGAAAGCUUGGAUGGAUUUAUUGUUGAGAGUUCUGAAAAUGAAAGUGUUUCUGACUCUGAUUCUGGAAGUGAUUAUAGUUAUGAUCAAUCUGAAGAUGGGCUAGAUGACUUUAAAGAAACCUUAAAAAAGAUUGGGAGAAAGAAAGGUUCAAAUUUAAAUUGGGAUCUGGAGGGAGAUAUGUUAGCUGAUUUUGGCAAAGACCCCAAGUUGUGUAUGAGGGCGGUAUGUGUUCUGUAUAGGCAACAAACAGCAGAUGAGAAAGCGUCCAAAGGAACAUUUCAUCAUAAUGCGAGAGGGUUUAGCCAGACUGAUGCAUUCAGGGCUAGUAAAUUAGCUGAGUUUCUUACGGAUGGAGACUCUGCUGGUGAUCUGAAUAAAACAGUGCAACAGCUAAAACGAUAUGACUCGAAAGGGAUCCCAUUAUGCAUGGAACUUGCAGCAAAAUACUCUAAGCAGUUAUUUCAAAUUUACAAGAACAAGGAAGAUCGUUAUUUCAGGCCACAAUGAUAAGUUUUUGCCUGGACCGUCAUGCUUAAGAUUUGUGGAUCCGGCUUUGUUGUUUAUUUGAUUAGUUUCAUCCUGUAUAUGCACGUUAUGCGGUGAUAGUAGCAUCUAGUAGUAAGAAAUGAUUAGAUAAUGUCAUUUGGCUUUAUGGUCAACAAAAUUCUAUCUUAAUGUGAAUAUUUUGUUUCCAAGUCAUAUUGAAGGUUUCUGUAGUUUA